UUGAUAGUCGCUGAUGCAUGCGCUGUUCUCGCACAGCUCAGCAGGUAGUUAUAAAACCAUGUCACUCCACUGAGGGGAGAAUAUAAGACGCGAAUUUGUUUUUGAUUUGGGGCAGGAGAUAACCCUGUGUCGCUUGACAGAUUAGAACAAUGGACGGCUAUCCCAUAUGUCUUUGCAGAAUGUUCGCUGUAGGACGUCACGUCCCUGUUGUUGUCCUAAUCACCUCCCGGGCUUGAAGAUGCAUCAGCAGCUGCUUAGCCCCAUGCGGGCGUGCAAAGAGGACAGUAUGACACUUUAACAGAAGAUUCUAGGGAGAGACAAGCAAGUCUCUGGUGCGUUGCCUCCCCGCUCCCCGGCCCGUGUGAGGUGGCCAUGCAGUCCCACCGGCUGCGUGAGAUGGAUCAGCAGCAGCAGAGGCCCCUGCUGCAGGGGGAGGCGGGCGUGGGGGGGGGCCCGGCGGGCCUCUCCUCCGACUCCACGCAGCUGUGGUUCAUCCAGGACGGCUGCGGCAUGGUGUGUGCCUUCAUCACGUGGUUCCUGGUGCUCUACGCCGACUUCGUGGUCACCUUCGUCAUGCUGCUGCCGGCCAAGAGCAUGUGGUACGCCGUGCUCAACGGCGUCCUGUUCAACGGGCUGGCCGUGCUGGCGCUCGCCUCGCACCUGCGGACCAUGCUCACCGACCCGGGUGCGGUUCCCAAGGGCAACGCCACCAAGGAGUACAUGGACAGCCUGCAGCUCAAACCCGGCGAGGUCAUCUACAAGUGCCCCAAGUGCUGCAGCAUCAAGCCAGAGAGAGCACACCACUGCAGCAUCUGUAAGCGAUGCAUCCGCAAGAUGGACCACCACUGCCCCUGGGUCAACAACUGUGUGGGGGAGAACAACCAGCGCUUCUUCGUGCUCUUCACUAUGUAUAUAGCCAUGAUCUCUGCCCAUGCUCUUGCGCUCAGUGGGUUCCAGUUCAUCACGUGUGUGCGAGUUCAGUGGAAUGAGUGCAGUGACUUCUCCCCUCCUGUGACGGUCAUGCUCAUGAUCUUCCUAUGCCUGGAGGCACUCCUCUUCCUCACCUUCACUGCCGUCAUGUUCGGCACUCAGAUCCACUCCAUCUGCAACGACGAGACCGAGAUCGAGCGUCUGAAGAGCGAGCGGCCCACGUGGGAGCGACGGACCCGCUGGGAGGGGAUGCGGCUGGUGUUCGGCGGGCAGCCCUCGCUCGUCUGGGUCAACCCCUUCGCCGGCCUGCGCCUACGCCACCUGCUCGCCCGGCGCUCGCGCAAGAGCGGCCCCGAGUUCUCCGUCUAAACACACUCACACACACACACACACACACACACACACACACACACACUAGUUUCUACAUAUACUUACACACACACGCCACACUCUGCACUACAUUAUACACACACACACACACACACACGCACGUACUGUGCACGCACACACACACGACAUGUGGACUCAGGUGCGCGCUUCUGUGAGUUGUCCAUUCCAGGUGUUGUAGAAUUCUGGUCAUCACGAGGACACACUCCAAAAAUUAUCCUAAAAGAGCACUGACUGGCACAUACGUGUAAACAGAGACACACAGAUGUGUGUGUGUGUGUGUGUGUGUGUGGUCACACAGAGAGCUCUCUUUCUCUCAGCUCUGCAACGUCACUGGUCCACUCCCACGUCAUGAAGCUGAGCUUGUGAAGAGACACAAUCAAGCAAGAGACACUAUGAUAUGGUAUACACUACAUGGCUGCACCAAGAAGUAUGUACACACACACACACACAAACACACACACACUAACACUCCUGUGUAAGGGAGCUUACUUGGUGCUGUGUAGGACUCCAAGACUGACUGGCUCCUUAGCGAGUUCAGCCCGCCCUCCUAUGGAACUGCUUUGCCACCCAUUGGCUCUUAAAAGGGAAUAUGAAGCUGCAAUCAAACAGAAGACCUUUGUUGUCGUCCAUGUUUAUUUUAAAUUGUUUUCUACUCUUCAUUUGUAUGUAUAUGUGUUUUGUUUUUUUAAGCGUUGUCAAGUCAUCUCUUGUUUGUUUAAAGUGCAUCUCUCCUCAAUCGUUCAGGUGGUCCAAAGUCAACGAUACAGCUGGGAAGGUUUAUGCACUGAAUGUCAUAGGUGAGCCAAGUCAGGCUGUGUGUCGUGUGUCUGUCUGGACACACCUGGUGGGCUUUGGACAGUGAUGUUGCUGUGAGUACUCAGGAGAAUGGAGGAAGAGUGGUGAGGAAGAGUCAGGGAUGGUGCUGCAGAAUCGCUCUGAGGGGGAUGAAAUGCACUGACAAAGAA
This is a messenger RNA of Sardina pilchardus (European sardine), 2285 nucleotides long. RefSeq names its product palmitoyltransferase ZDHHC7-like. Gene Ontology annotation, biological process: peptidyl-L-cysteine S-palmitoylation; protein targeting to membrane. The transcript is spliced from 8 exons. Bases 373 to 1299 code for a protein of 308 amino acids. The record is from RefSeq and is a predicted model, not a curated record. Gene Ontology annotation, molecular function: protein-cysteine S-palmitoyltransferase activity. Gene Ontology annotation, cellular component: Golgi apparatus; endoplasmic reticulum. Lineage: Eukaryota; Metazoa; Chordata; Actinopteri; Clupeiformes; Clupeidae.